Molecule: messenger RNA, 1713 nt
Organism: Hydra vulgaris (swiftwater hydra)
Lineage: Eukaryota; Metazoa; Cnidaria; Hydrozoa; Anthoathecata; Hydridae
Source: RefSeq, a predicted model, not a curated record
UUCAGAACGCUCUCUUAUAAGUUUAGAAUAGCCUAGUAACUAAUUAAAACUACUUUAAAAACGAAAACGAAACAACGCACAACAUUGAACGAUGAAUUUAGCAAUUAUUUAUUGAUUACUGAAAAAGUGCAGUUUUUAACGGCGUAGCUGGGUUAUAUUUUAAAAUUAUCAAGAUUAUAUAUUGAUGAUGUUAGUAAAAUGCAACUUUUUCAAAUCAAUAUUUACUGUAUUUUGCCUCGUUUAUGUCACUAAAGUCGAAGGUCAAACAACGCAAAUAACAACACCAACAAGAACAACAACAGAUUCUGUGUGCUUAAAUGAAUUUCAAUGCUUUAAUGGUGAAUGCAUUCCACUAAACUGGAAAUGUGAUCAUGACGAUGACUGUUCUGAUCUUUCAGACGAAGAUCCGUCUAUAUGUCGAACAACGGAAAAAAAAACACCAACAAGAACAACAACAUUUUCUGUGUGCUCAAGUGAUUAUUUUCAAUGCUCAAAUGGUAAAUGCAUUCCACUAAACUGGAAAUGUGAUGAUUACUAUGACUGUUCUGAUCAUUCCGACGAAGAUCCAUCUAUAUGUAGUCGAACAACGCAAAUAACAACACCAACAAAAACAACAACAUUUUCUGGUCAAAUAACCCAAUCGCCAACAAAAACACGAACAACGAAAACAGAAACAGUUUUUGGUCGAACAACGCAAAUAACAACACCAACAAGAACAACAGUGUUUUCUGUGUGUUCAAGUGAUCAUUUUCAAUGCUUUAGUGGUAAAUGCAUUCCACUAAACUGGAAAUGUGAUGAUUACUAUGACUGCUCUGAUCAUUCAGACGAAGAUCCAUCUAUAUGCGGUCGAACAACGGAAAUAACAACACUAACAAGAUCAACCACAUUUUUUGAGUGCCUAAGUAAUCAAUUUCAAUGCUUUAAUGGUGAAUGCAUUCCACUGUAUUUGAAAUGUAAUGGUUACUAUAAUUGUUUUGAUCGUUCAGACGAAGAUCCAUCUAUAUGUGAUCAAACAACGCAAUCUCCACCAACAACACCAACAACAAAAACAGCAACAGUUUUUGUGUGCGCUAAUGAUCAUUUUCAAUGCUCUAAUGGAAAAUGCAUUUUACGGCAUCGGAAAUGUAAUGGUGUAUUUGAUUGCUCUGAUUAUUCAGACGAAGAUCAAUAUACUUGUGAUCAAAAUACGCAAUCACCAUUAAUAGCACCAACAACAAGAACAAUAUCAAAUUUCGGUUUAUCAAGUGGUAUAAUUGCUCUUGUUUUAUUUGGCGUACUUUCUUUUCUUGUACUUAUAUUUAUUCAAUUUAGACGUAAAAAAAGAAUGCAACCCGGCAAUGUGCAAACGACAUCGGAAACUCUUAAUACAGUUCGAGAUCAAGUUCCAACCCAAGUUGAUCCUAACAAUCAGAUAGGAGUAUAUAACAUAUCUUACGUCAACGAACCACCACCUCCGUAUGAAACUACAUUGCAAAUGUGCACACCAUUUAAUAAUCACACUGAUGAGCCUCCUCCAAGUUACUACGAUUUACAUGUAAACUUGAGAUAAUAUUCAUUGAAUAGUUUUAACACACCUUCUUAAAGCUGAACAGUUUUUUUAAAAAUUUUAUAUGGUAUUGUCAUAAUUACUAUUUAUAUAAUACGAACUAAAAAAAAAAUAUUUUAAUGCGUUACAAUUUAAAAAGGUUUUCCAGAAAAACGCGCUGCUAAAUU